Molecule: messenger RNA, 3681 nt
Organism: Dioszegia hungarica
Lineage: Eukaryota; Fungi; Basidiomycota; Tremellomycetes; Tremellales; Bulleribasidiaceae
Product: coatomer WD associated region-domain-containing protein
Exons: 15
Coding region: 1-3681 (1226 amino acids)
Biological process (GO): intra-Golgi vesicle-mediated transport; retrograde vesicle-mediated transport, Golgi to endoplasmic reticulum; endoplasmic reticulum to Golgi vesicle-mediated transport
Cellular component (GO): COPI vesicle coat
Molecular function (GO): protein binding; structural molecule activity
Source: RefSeq, a predicted model, not a curated record
AUGCAGAUGCUCACUAAGUUUGAGAGCAAGAGCCCAAGGGUCAAGGGCAUUGCGUUCCACCCGAAGACACCACUGCUCGCUGCCUCGCUGCACAAUGGUACCAUCCAGCUGUGGAACUACCAGAUGGGCACCCUCGUUGACCGGUAUGACGAGCACGACGGACCUGUUCGUGGUAUCUGCUUCCACCCUACUCAGCCUAUCUUCUGCUCGGGAGGCGACGACUACAAGAUCAAGGUGUGGAAUUACAAGCAGCGAAAGUGCCUGUUCACCUUGACCGGACAUCUCGAUUAUGUCCGCACCGUCUUCUUCCACCGCGAGUACCCGUGGAUCAUCUCCGCGUCGGACGAUCAGACUAUCCGGAUUUGGAACUGGCAAUCAAGGACGUGUAUCGCCAUUCUCACUGGACACAAUCACUACAUCAUGUGCGCUCAGUUCCACCCCUGGGAUGACCUCGUCGUUUCCGCCUCGAUGGAUCUCACCGUCCGAGUCUGGGACAUCUCCGGCCUUCGCAAGAAGAACCAGGCACACCAGGCGCCCAUGUCCUUCGAGGAACAAGCGGCACGGGCGAACCAGGGUCAAGCCGACCUCUUUGGCAACGCCGACUGCACCGUCAAGUUCCUCUUGGAGGGACACGACCGCGGAGUCAACUGGGCGUCGUUCCACCCUACUCUCCCCCUCAUCGUCUCGUGUGGCGACGACCGGCAAAUCAAGCUCUGGCGCAUGUCCGAGACCAAGGCGUGGGAGGUCGACAGCUGUCGUGGACAUUUCAACAAUGUCUCGAUGACGAUGUUCCACCCCAGGCAUGAGCUCAUCCUGUCGGCGAGCGAGGACAAGACAAUUCGGGUCUGGGAUAUGACCAAGCGGACGGCGGUGCAGACGUUCAGGCGGGAACAUGAUCGCUUCUGGGUGUUGACUGCGCAUCCUGAGUUGAACUUGUUUGCUGCAGGCCACGACAAUGGUCUAAUCGUCUUCAAGCUCGAGCGUGAACGACCAGCCUUCUCGCUUUCCGGCAACCAGCUCUUCUACGUCAAGGACAAGGUCAUCCGCAUGGCUGACCUCACCACUGGUACCAACCAGGGUAUCUGCAGCGUCAGGAAGCUUGGAAGCCAAUGGGUCCAGCCACGGACAUUGAGCUACAACCCAGCCGAGCGCGCCGUCUUGGUCACUACCCAAGCGACCGAAAAUGGACAGUACGAGCUGGUAACUCUGCCCAAGACCGAGGGUCCCGCUGCCGGCGAUGGCAAGGAUGUCCCCAGCGAGGGCAAGAAGGGGACCGGCGCGUCUGCCAUCUUUGUGGCGAGAAACAGACUCGCCGCUCUUGACAAGACGGCUCAGUCAAUCGAGAUCCGGGACCUGUCCAACAACCUCACCAAGUCGGUCAAGUGCCCCGUGCAGACCACCGACAUAUUUUACGGCGGGACCGCCUCGCUCCUGCUCGCCACUGCCAACUCGGUCGUUCUGUUUGACAUCCAGCAGCAAAAGACCUUGGCGGAAGUCACCACUCCGGCGGUCAAGUAUGUGGUGUGGAGCGCGGACGGCAAUAUGGUCGCUUUGCUCAGCAAGCACACCAUCACUAUCGCCAACAAAUCGCUUGGCCAGAGCGCGCUCAUCCAUGAGACCAUCCGGAUCAAGUCUGCGGCAUGGGACGAUAGUGGGAUCCUCAUCUACACUACUUUGAACCACAUCAAAUACGCCCUUCCUCAAGGUGACAACGGUAUCAUCAAGACCCUCGAGCAGCCCGUCUACCUCACCCGCGUCAAGGGCCAGAUCGUGCACUGCCUCGACCGAACCGGAACCCCGCGGACCAUCACCAUCGACCCGACCGAGUACCGCUUCAAGCUCGCGCUCGCCCGCAAAAACUACGAUGAGGUCCUCCAGAUCAUCCGGAACUCGAACCUCGUCGGUCAGAGCAUUAUCGCCUACCUUCAAAAGAAGGGGUAUCCCGAGAUUGCGCUCCACUUUGUCCAGGACCAGCAGACCCGAUUCGAUCUUGCGAUCGAGUGUGGGAAUUUGCAGGUCGCGCUGGAGAUGGCGAGGGCGGUGGAUCGGGAGGAUGUGUGGAACCGGCUUGGCGCGGCGGCUUUGAAGCAGGGUAACCACUCGAUCGUCGAGACGGCAUACCAGAAGGCCAAGAACUUUGACAAGCUGUCGUUCCUGUACCUCACCACUGGCAACACCCAGCGAUUGGGAAUGAUGCAGAGCAUCGCUGUCAAGCGAGGGGACAAUAUGUCGAGGUUCCAGAACUCGCUGUACCUCGGUGAUGUGCCAUCUCGGGUCGCUGUUCUGCGCGAGACUGGGCAGUACCCCCUUGCAUACUACACUGCCAAGACCAACGGUCUGGAGGACUUGGCGCUCGACAUCCUCGAAGAAGCCGGUAUGACCGAAGACGACCUCCCUCCUCCCCCUCAAAACUCGGGUCACAGGGCCCUUGCUCCCCCUCCUAUCGUCUUCUCGCAAGCGGAAUCCAACUGGCCCAUCAAGGACCUCGGCGUCAGCUUCUUUGACCGCGCCCUCGCGAACGGCGGUAUGGACGCCGAGUCCAGCACCGCGAACGGCACAGGCGAGCAGCUUGAUGCCUGGGCGGUCAAUGGCGGAGACGUCGAUGGAGGGGAUGCGGGAGAGGAGGAUGUGGCGGAGGAUGAAGGAUGGGAUCUGGACGCCGAGGUUAUUGCCCCGCCGGAAGAAGAGGAGGUGGAUGAUGUGCUGGCACAAGGGGAGAGCUCGGAUCUGAGUGAAGGCGUCAGUCAAGGGGUCAGCGAGAAUGAAAUGUGGGCGAGGAAUAGUCCACUAGCGGCAGAUCAUGCUGCAGCGGGAGCAUUCGAAUCAGCCAUGCAGCUACUAAAUCGCCAAGUCGCCGCUGUUCAAUUCGCACCCCUCAAACCCCUCUUCCUCCAGGCAUACCAACUCGCUCACGUCCACGUCCCCGCCAACGCCUCCCUCCCAUCUCUCGAGUUCAACGUCCGCCGGAACCCCGAAGUCACCGAGCUUCGCGAGGUCCUCCCUGCGAUCGCGUUCAACUUGGACGAUAUCAAAACUGGCGAAGUGGCCGAGGCGAACCGAUUCUUUGCUCGCGCCAAGUUUGCGGAGAGUCUCGCGCUGUUCAGGGGGAUCUUGCAGAAGUUGUUGAUGGUGGUUGCUACGAAGCAGUCGGACGCGGACGAGAUCAAAGAACUGGUCAUCACGUGCCGGGAAUACAUUGUCGGCCUGACGCUCGAAGUCGAGCGGAGACGACUCGUCACGGAACAACCCGAAAACAUCUCGCGGAACCUCGAGCUCGCCGCGUACUUUACGCACUGCAAGCUCGGGGCGACGCACGUCCAGCUCGCCCUCCGGUCAGCCAUGUCGGUCUUCUCCAAAGCGGGCAAUCACGCCACAGCCGCGGUCUUUGCGCGCCGGCUCAUCGACGCCAACCCCGGAGACGCCAAGGUCAUCACCCAGGCUCGGGCCGUUCUCGCCCAGGGCGACCGAAACCCCCGUGAUGCGCACGAAAUCACCUAUGACCACUUUACGGCGUUCGAUAUCUGCCCGGCGAGCCUCACGCCUAUAUACCAGGGCUCACCGGCCGUCGUGGCUGCGUACACGGGCGCCAAGUACUUGCCCGAGUACAAGAAUACGGUGUGUGUAGUGGAUGGGAUCACGCAGGUUGGGCUGCCGGCGAGCGGGAUGAGGAGUAUUGUGUAG